CUAUUUGACAUGUUGUUACUGUGAAUUCAAGGGAUUAUGUUCUACACCAAUGAAACAAGGAUAAAAGAUUUCUUCAUCCUGGGAUUUCCUGGACUUUCACAGGAGUAUUAUGGACCUGUAACAGCCUUGCUUUUAAUUCUCUUCUUGGCUAUAGCUUUUGGAAAUAUUUUCAUUUUAGUGUUUGUUAAAUGUGAAAGAUCUCUUCACAAACCCACAUAUCUGAUCUUUUGCCACUUGGCACUAACUGACUUGGCGUUUGGGACUGUUACUUUGCCAAAGGUUAUAUCAAUAUAUUGGUUUGAUGACAGCAUUAUUUCAUUUUACGGAUGUUUUGUACAAAUGUAUUUUGUUCACCUUUUGGGGACAAGUCAUUCUUUUAUCCUGAUGGUUAUGGCGCUUGAUCGUUUUACUGCAAUUUGUACUCCAUUGCGUUACCCAGUUGUUUUCACAAACACCACUGCUUCUGUGCUAUGUGGAUUAUCAUGGUUAAUGCCAGCGACAUGGAUGAGCGCUAUAGUUUUAGAUGCUCUUUCAUUGCCUUACUGUAAUUUAAACAUAAUUGCACAUUGCUUUUGUGACCAUAUCGCAAUAACAGCGCUUGGAUGUCAUGAUGUACAAAGAGUCCAGUUACCUGCAUUUGUUCUCGCCAUGAUCAGUUUGUUGUUGCCUCUGGGUUUAAUCAUCAUCUCUUAUUCUGUCAUCAUUGUUGCUGUUAUGACAAUGUCCAACUCUGACGGCAACCCCUUCAAGGCUCUGUCUACCUGCACGUCACAGCUUCUCGUCACAUGUCUGUUUUACAUGCCAAGAUGCUUUGUUUACCUGGCAAAUAUUUUGGGAUUCACUUUCAGUGCUCCAGUUCGCAUUAUUGUUGUAAUGCUGUACAGUCUUUUACCAGCUGCUGUCAACCCAGUGAUAUACUGUUUCAAAACCAAGGAUAUCAAAGAGAAGUUGAAAAAACGAAUAUUUACUAUACUAGGAAAACGGGUAUCAGCACAAUAA
This is a messenger RNA of Centropristis striata (black sea bass), 999 nucleotides long. RefSeq names its product olfactory receptor 2AT4-like. Gene Ontology annotation, molecular function: olfactory receptor activity; G protein-coupled receptor activity. Gene Ontology annotation, cellular component: membrane. The transcript has a single exon. The coding region runs from base 37 to 999 and encodes 320 amino acids. NCBI's taxonomy places the organism in Eukaryota, Metazoa, Chordata, Actinopteri, Perciformes, Serranidae. Gene Ontology annotation, biological process: G protein-coupled receptor signaling pathway. The record is from RefSeq and is a predicted model, not a curated record.